Hyposmocoma kahamanoa is the source of this 4921-nucleotide messenger RNA. RefSeq lists its product as uncharacterized. NCBI's taxonomy places the organism in Eukaryota, Metazoa, Arthropoda, Insecta, Lepidoptera, Cosmopterigidae. Gene Ontology annotation, biological process: nuclear-transcribed mRNA catabolic process, nonsense-mediated decay. Gene Ontology annotation, cellular component: telomerase holoenzyme complex. The coding region runs from base 45 to 3545 and encodes 1166 amino acids. The record is from RefSeq and is a predicted model, not a curated record. The transcript is spliced from 18 exons. Gene Ontology annotation, molecular function: protein binding; telomeric repeat DNA binding; telomerase RNA binding.
CCCUAAUGCUAUGACAAAUAUUGAGGCUCUAAGCCUCUAUCAAAAUGGUUUUAAACGCCGCUGUGCAAAUGUUAAGGGAGGCUGAUGAGCUGAAAGAGAAGAUUUUGAAAUUCAAGAGUGGGACCUCUAUGCUACAGGAGCGCAGUAUUUGGGCCACACAACAGCAAUUACAAAAGGUGUAUCAGAAGGUGUUAGUGUUAGACCUGGACUAUGCGUUGGACAAGAAGGUGGAACAAGACCUAUGGAACAUCGGCUUCAAGCAGCAGAUUGAGGCUCUGCAGGCCAUCUCCAAAGAUAGAAAGAACCCAUUACGUAGCGAAGGGCAGGCAAUGCUGUCAUGGCUGCUGCAAGCGGCCACUGGCUUCUACCUGUGCCUGCUGCAUCAGAUUUGCACUACUUUCAAACUUGACCUGCCAUUUAGACGACGCGCGUCGCUCCUAGGAUGGGUGGAGGGGUGGGGUGCGGGCGGCAGCGGGUCUGGUGCUGGAGGCGCGCGAGUCCCGCCGCCAGCCGCCGCGCGCUACAUCUGCCAGCACUGCCUCGUGCAUCUUGGCGACCUGGCACGCUACCGCCAGCAGCUACGCGUCGCUCAUACUUUCUACAGACACGCGCUAGUACUUUCGGCCCACUCCGGCCAGCCGUACAACCAACUGGCGCUGGUGUGGUGGCGGCGCGGGCGCCGGCUGGGUGCGCUGUAUUGGCACGUACGCUCGUUGCUCGUCCGAGCACCUUUCCCGCCCGCGCCCACCAACCUCGCGCGCACGCUGCAAGCUGCGGCUGCAGCCGCUACCAGCACUCGGGAGCUGAAAGGCCUGUCGGUGCUGCCCGUGUUGCCGGGCGUGACCCCCGCCCCCGCGGAAACGGUUGCGGGCGCCGCAGGCCGCCUCGACGCGCAUGCGUACGUCAGCGGGCUCAUACGCGCCAUGCAUCUCAUACACAAUGUUGAAGAGUUGGAAACGGCAUCAACGAUAGUGGAGUCUCUGAAUUCAUCUCUAACUGCACUGGUAGCUACGGACAGCUUCGAAUCCAUGACACUCAUUAAGAUGGCCGUGGUAAUAAUCUGGCUCGUCCAUUCAUCAACGGAGGACCUGAGCAUCGGCAGCAACGCGUUGUCCGAAGGGGAGGCGAAAGCAGCGUCUCUAGCGGAGUCCUUGGCCGCUGCUGCUGUGCUGGCGUUGCUACUGCCGGCGUAUACUGCUGAGGAACCACCGCAGCGCGCGUUGCCUGCUCUGCUGGUGUGGCUGCAGUGGCUGUCGACGCACGACCAGGUGCUGCUGAGCGCGGCGUGGGCGGCGCGGCCGCAGCUGUGGGCGGCGCUGGCGCACGCGCUCAACCGCCUCGCGCCCUGCGCGCAGCAGCUGCUCGCCAACAAGUAUGAGACGGUACCCCUUCCCGAAGAAGAGGAGCUGCACGGUUUUCUGCCACUGGAGGAAGCACUAAAAGGCCUGCGCUUCGCAGACCACGCUGCCUGGGACACUUAUGGUGGAAGGCUGCCAGAUGACCUUCCUGACAACGAGUCGCCUUGCGAGGUGUCUUCAACCUGUUUGAGUAACGAGCCAGAACUGGAACACAAGGUUCGCGCGUACCGCCUCAUUCAGCUCGCUAAGAAGCUCGCCCAUUUACGCCCUGAACAUCUUACUUAUAGAGAAGAGGAAAACCUCGUGACCCUGGAGGCGUCGUUCGUGGGCGGCGAGCAGCUGUCGGCGCUGCUGGCCGAGCUGUCUGCCGCCACGCAGGCGCGCAGGGCGGGCGGCGCCGGCGCCGACACCGCCGACGACGAGGGCGACAGCGACGACGACCAGGCGCAGCCGCCGCCGCCGAUCGUCAUCUCCGAAGCCGACUUCAGGGAGAAAGUUCGCGAGAAACGCGUAGGUAUUCUCAAGCCCCAAGGAUCGCUGGAGCGAGCACGCGAAGAAAGGGCUUUGGCCAGUACGCAGGAUGAACUGGAAAUUGAAUGCAAUGAAGACAAAGGUGAGGACAAGAAAGAAAUUCGCAAACCGCGCGUCAACAUUGCAAUGGCCGCCAUCAUGCGGAAGCAGGAAGAGACCAACAAACAGGUGAAAUUCGUAACACCACCACCAACACCAGAUUCGAACCCCGACACCGACGUCAAAGAUGACAAACUAAAAGUGAUACAACCCAAAGCUAUCAAGUCCCUCGCUAACCUCCCCAUCGGCAGAAAGACGGGCGGAAUACUCUCGUUAAAAGACAAGUCUGCUGGAUACCCGCACUUGGUCAACACGGAUCCUGAACCCAAGAAAGAAGAUGAGAAGAAGAAGGAAAUUAAGCCAAAUCAAUCCAGUCAGAAUUCCCAACAGAGCUUUCAGAAACGCAUUGACCACCCACCAUCGCCGAACUGGGGUGCCAACAUAACCCCACCCACGUUUGAAGUUCCGAGAAUGAACUUCCCGAAAACUUACGGAGUUCAGAAUCCAGGCUUGAGCUACAGUCCUGUCGUGUAUCAACAGCAUACCAACAACCAAGGGAUAAGACUCCCAGUCGUCAAUCCUAAAGAAAUCGAUGUUAGAACUGCUGCGUUACAGAAGCAGAACUCGAGGCAUGAGUUAUUCCAAGAUCCUCACAAGUUCGGAAACCAUAAGUACCAAGUUACAGGCGACAAGAAGAACUUCUUAAGUGAUCUGCCGCCACGAUUCGCCAAUCAGUACCGCUACUGGCAAAAUCCUCCUGAUAACCAGUUUAACGAUAACAAAUUCAGGGAAGAAAACUUAAAAGCGACUCCUUUUAACCACCAGCAACAGCGUCCUUGGAACCCUGUCCCUGGACAGAUGCACGAAAGUUAUCCUCAAGCCAAUCCUUGGUGGAAGCCGGAAAACCCACCACCUAACUUCAACUACUCUGCUCCACCAAUGAAUUUACAACCGAACUUUUACUCACCACAUCUUGCAUCAAAUAUGGCGAAUCCUUAUCAAACCAUGCCGUCGUUCAACCAAAUGUCAACAAAUCAAAGUAUAGGCGACAAACCUCAAAACUUGAUGACUCAACCAAACUUCUUACAAUCGACAAUCGGGCAACCGCAGAUGCAGACCUUGCAGAAUUUAGUGACGUCACCCACUUUCAAUUCGUCAUUGAACAAUUUCGGUAACUACGCACCUGCAGUUGGCUACGAUUCUUCGAUGUACCCUCAAUUUAGUAAUAACAAGCUAGGAUACCAACCUAUGCAAAUGAAGAUGAUGGAUAAGCCUCAAAUGGGGUACCAGGGAAAAGAUCUUAUGGACAUGUCUGGACUGGGAUUCGGAGCUAAUAUACUGGACAUGCAACAAAGGAAUUUGAAUAUGAGCUUCAAUGACCCGUUGGCUACGGAUGUGGAUAUAAUCAAGAACUUGGAUCAGAACGGCGAGGCGAGCGGCAUUCAAGAAGCACCAAGCAAUACGUACUCGUUAUUCAGCGGGGCGCCCGACACUUCCGCCUGGAACUCGACUCAACGCACUACGCAACAGUCCUUGUGGUCAGGACCAGGGCCAUCUCCCCUCGAGCGUCUUCUAGAGCAGCAGAAGCAAAUGAAGCAGCCUCCUGCGCCGCAGUGACCGCACCCACUCGAGGAAUCUGGAUGCACUUAACGCGAGGCACCAAAUAAAGAACUACAACUGAGAAACUACGACUCAAUUCACCUAUCUUUAAAAAUAUUAAGUCAACACUGGCUGUGCUCCAAACGCCAUAAUAUAAUUAAUAUUAACGGUGCAAUUAAGUCGAAGUUUCAUUCUCGUUCUUUGAUGUGGAUGAAAAAAUUUUACGUUUUAAAUAUACAGAUCGUGGCCCAGCCUGCUCCUGUUUUAUAUAUUUUUGGUGCAAAAUAAGAAAAUAAUAUCACCAAGAAUUUAAGUAUGGGAAUUUUUAACUGUUCAAAAACUGUUCGAGUUUAUAUGGCUAUACAGUGUUGAUUUAAAAAAAAUUGUGUAACAUUUGCCAAAAACUUUUUUGUAACUGCAAUUCUAAAUUACGUCUCUUAAUGUAUGAAUGUGACUUGUUUUUUUUUUAAAUUCAAUUUUGCUGUUUUUGCGGCCUCUCUAAAACAAAACUAGUCAACAGUAAUACGCGAUAAUAGUGUUGACAAACUGCUUAGUUGUCUUUUUGAAAUUUGUUUGACAUUGUUGUCGUGUAUUGCUAGGACUUCUGAGAAAAACAGCGGCUGGUUUUUAUCGAAAUAUUCAAAAUUAUUUUGGUUGUAAAAACCAAUAUGUGAUGCUAACAAAUACAGUUCAAGUGUGAUGUAUUAAAUGUUUAUAUAAUGUGAAAUGAAAAUCACGGGUUUACUUGAUAAUAUCGAGUCGUAUUCUACGCACAAUCCAGUUAGUGUAGUUAGGGAUACAUACAUUUUUUACCGUUUUUAUGUCUAUUCGUAAUUGCAGUACCGGAUUGUGAUAUUUAUUUACGUUAUUUACAUCUAAAUGUAUUGUAACUUGCUCAAUGGUUCUUUGAAUGCCUGACUUGGUUUUGAAACUCGGGUCUAGAGAGUGUGAGAAAUACACUAGAGUGAGACGGGUAAUGUUCUCCGUAUAAUGUUUUGAUUCCCUCGUGUAGUUCUAUCUCGUUUAGUUAUUUAAUUCAGAGCCUCCAGGAUAUUAGGCUCUGGAAUGGAAGUGAAUUUUUGUAAUGAAAUUGUACAUAGCAUAAAGAAUAUUAUGUCUGCACGAGAAUUCUCCGAAAGACGCGCGACCUGUUUUUUGACUCGUAUCUAUAGUAUGCAUCAUAAUUAUAUAUCUGAAGGGGUUAACCGAGCAAAAAAUACAUUUUGAAUGGUAGUUUCUAUUUUUGACGAUAAUAAUCGUUUAGAAUUCUUUUGAAGCUGUAAUCUGUUAAAACUUGGAACAAUUCACAUUUUUAAAUAUAUAUUUUUACUUAAUUUCAUUUAAUGAAAUGAUAAUAAUAAAGAAGUUUGUUUUAGGUCGUAAAUAUUUUAUGA